AUGAUUCUGCUCUUCAUGUAUUUAUUCUACACUCUCGCUGGAUUCUCUGAAUCAUUUCCGAAAGGCACAUUUGAUCAGCAAACCUCCGUCCGCAAAUAUGAUGCUCAGGACAACAUUCAAGAUAGUGUCAGACUGUCAGAAUAUUCACGUGUCGCCCAACCUUUACGCAACCGAACAGACUUUGUCACCAGCCUGUCCAGCGUCUCACCUAAAUUUGCCUGGCAAAUGGGUCACCCUCAGCAACAGAUGCUGGGAAGUGCAGGUACCGGUGAGACUGUUUCCAGGGGCGGAAUACCGGUUUCUAACUCAUUUGGGUCUAAGACAUUUCCCCAAGCCAUUAUCAUCGGCGUCAAGAAAGGUGGGACUAGAGCACUUCUGGAGUUUCUGCGCGUCCACCCUGAUGUUAGAGCGGUUGGUGCGGAACCCCAUUUUUUCGACAGGUUCUAUGACAGGGGGCUGGAGUGGUACAGAAACCUGAUGCCCCGCACUCUGGAAGGACAGGUGACUAUGGAAAAGACACCCAGCUACUUUGUGACCAAAGAGGCGCCGCUGCGGCUGUGCGCCAUGAACUGUGACACCAAACUCAUCGUGGUGGUGCGGGACCCGGUGACCAGGGCUGUCUCCGACUACACCCAGACUCUGUCCAAAAACCCUGGGCUGCCCUCCUUUCAGAGCCUGGCCUUCCGCAACUCCUCCAGUCUGGACACCAUCGACACAUCCUGGAGCGCCGUGCGGAUCGGCCUGUACGCCCAGCACCUGGAGGGCUGGCUUCGGCACUUCCCACUCUCGCAUUUCCUGUUUGUCAGUGGCGAGCGGCUGGUGGCUGACCCGGCGGGGGAGAUGGGACGCGUCCAGGACUUCCUGGGCCUCAAGCGCAUCGUCGGCGACAAGCACUUUUACUUCAACCAGACCAAAGGCUUCCCCUGCCUCAAGAAGCCUGAGGGGAGCGGGCGGCCCCGCUGCCUGGGGAAGUCCAAGGGCCGACACCACCCCCUCAUACCUCCAGAGGCACUACAGAAGCUCAGGGACUUCUACAGGCCAUUUAACCAGAAGUUCUACCACAUGAGUGGCCAAGACUUUGGCUGGGACUGAUCCUCUGAGGACAUGUCCUCAGCAUGUCUCAUCAUGUGCAGCAUCAUAUUUCGAUACUGGUCAAGCUGAG
This is a messenger RNA of Clupea harengus (Atlantic herring), 1162 nucleotides long. Its product is annotated as heparan sulfate glucosamine 3-O-sulfotransferase 6. Gene Ontology annotation, molecular function: [heparan sulfate]-glucosamine 3-sulfotransferase activity. The record is from RefSeq and is a predicted model, not a curated record. Lineage: Eukaryota; Metazoa; Chordata; Actinopteri; Clupeiformes; Clupeidae.